UGAUAAUUCUGUAAAAUUCAUGACCAAAUUUUGCCAAUUAACUUGAACAAUGCCAAAGUUUGAGGUGCAGCUGUCCUAGAAUCCAACAUAAAAAACAGGACUACAUCAUCGUCUCUAUACGUAACACUUGGUAAAGUUUUGGUACAUCUCAGGCAGCUAUACCCUGAUGAAAGUACCCAGGAACAUGGAUCUCCCACACACCAGAACCUCUCACUUGGGUGUUAGGACCCUUGAAUAGGCAAAAGUAACGUGAUUGGUGCCACUAAUCUCUUGGCAAUGCGCAUGGAGAAUGCACAUUAUCGCGUCAUUAGGUAUUAGGGCCUUGAUUUGUCUGGACUAUUGCGUUCACAAGCCGCCAUGGAUUCUAGUAAAGAAUACAGACAGAUUCGGUUCUUUGUCACAAGUGCCCGGUAAAGCUAGUUCACAAGAAAGCCGAAAAACGAUCGGCGCUACUUCCUCGAAAAGGCUUUACUGUGCAACAUGUACUUUUGUGCAAGAGGAUAAGUACAAAGUUGUCUCUUUACGACCAAAAGAAAAAGCACAACGUACAAAAAGUACGAAGUUGUGCCCGUGAAUCCAUAAAGUUAUUUGGAGUUGCGUACUAGUUGGUCUUUUCGGUUUUUUCUUUUUGGUUGGAAUUACUUGGUAUAUUUUCUUGGUAUAGCGACAGCCAGUAGUACUAGUAAGAUAUUUAAACACACCAUGGGCAAUAAAGAAUGGAUCGAAAAUGCUACGAACGAUGUGUACGCAGGAUGGAAUGACUUGGUUGCUGAACUCUCCUCAACAAUCUUUAGCUAUGAUCUUGGCUGAUAGGGGAUUCGAUGUCUGGAUUGCCAACAUCAGAGGAACCCGAUACAGCAGACGACAUGUCACACUUGAUCCUAGCAAACCGGAAUUUUGGAAUUGGACAUGGGAUGACCUGGUGAUGCAUGACUUACCAGCUCUUCUGGAUUUCGUGUUUCAGCAAACUGGUCAAAAAAUCCACUACGUAGGCCAUUCCAUGGGAACAUUGAUGGCUUUGGCAACAUUUUCCGAAAGGAAGCAAAUAGACAAGGUAAAAUCCGCGGCCUUGUUGAGCCCGAUUGCUUUCUUGAGCCACAUGACCACUGCGCUCGGUGUCGUAGCUGCCAAAGCCUUCGUAGGCGAAAUCACCACUUUAUUCGGUCUUUCAGAAUUCAACCCGAAAGGGGAUGCUGUAGCAAGUCUUCUGAAGGCUCUGUGUGCUCAACCGGGGGUGGACUGCUAUGAUUUGCUAACCGCCUUAACAGGGAAAAAUUGCUGUCUCAAUGCUUCAACUGUUGAGCUUUUCUUGAAGAAUGAGCCUCAAUCUACUUCGACGAAAAAUCUAGUGCAUUUGGCUCAGACUGUCCGAGAUGGAAAGCUCACUAAGUACGAUUAUGGGAAUGCUUACUUCAACGUGGCGCAUUAUGGCGAAUCAAAGCCUCCAUCCUAUAAUUUGGCCAAUAUUCCGAAUGACCUUCCAAUCUUCCUCAGCUACGGAGGCCAAGAUGCUCUAUCUGAUGUUAAAGAUGUGGAGACUCUGCUGGACAGUCUCAAGUUCCAUGAUGUAGAAAAGUUGCAUGUCCAGUACAUCAAGGACUACGCUCAUGCCGACUUCAUAAUGGGGUGACUGCGAAGGACGUAGUGUAUAACCAAAUUGUGGAAUUUUUCAGAUCAAACCAGCUGAAUUAGUGGUCCUUCAUCGUGAGGUCUUUUCUUUUUUUUUUUUUUGUCGUAAAAAGACUCUUAAUUUGCUCGGUUUUCUUGCAGAAUGUGCGUACCAUUAAUUGGAAGAUUCUAAGUCGUUUCAAGAGUGAAUUGCUGCGUAAUAAAAUAACUUAAUUGGAAGA
Molecule: messenger RNA, 1850 nt
Organism: Coffea arabica (coffee)
Lineage: Eukaryota; Viridiplantae; Streptophyta; Magnoliopsida; Gentianales; Rubiaceae
Source: RefSeq, a predicted model, not a curated record